Messenger RNA from Podarcis raffonei (Aeolian wall lizard), 891 nucleotides. It is a transcript of the gene CFAP300, whose product is annotated as cilia and flagella associated protein 300. Bases 41 to 847 code for a protein of 268 amino acids. The transcript is spliced from 7 exons. The record is from RefSeq and is a predicted model, not a curated record. Lineage: Eukaryota; Metazoa; Chordata; Lepidosauria; Squamata; Lacertidae.
GCGUUGCCAUGGGAACCGCCCGCGUCCUGCAGAAGCGGCGAUGGCCGCCUACGGGGAGGAAGGCGGGGAGCCCCGCUACGCUUUCCAUCACCUCCCGCAAAAAAGCUUUCCAGUGCUGGAGAGCAGGGACACCCGAGACCGCCUCCUCAAGUGGUCCAUGGAUGGCAGAAUCGCUGCACAGGCAUUCAGCUUUGAUCAGAACUUCAAAGGCUACCAGAGGGAUGAUUUCAUUAUGGCCUUUUUUAAUCAUCCAGAUGUUAUCAGCAAUUUGAAAUUGAUUUCCCCUUCUGGACAAUGGACUACAUUAGAUACCAGUGUGAGAAAAAUUGAUGUCAAGAAUAUUCUGUGCAAGCAAGUUUCCAUGUCAUUUUUUGACCGAUUAUACUGUAAAGGGGUUGUUCGAGAAAGUGGAAGUAUUGUAAAGUGUUUUGAUGAAUAUCACGAUAAUAUUCUCAUUGCUGAUGAGUUAAGAAAGGUACUUCUACUGGAAGAUUCAGACCACUAUGACUUAUUUAGCCAUUUAGACCGGGAGGAAUUUCUCUUCUGUCUUUUUAAGCAUCUUUGCCUUGGAGGAGCUCUUUGCCAAUAUGAAGAUGAACUUGGUCCAUACUUAGAAACCACAAAGGCUUUAUAUAAAGAACUUGUGAGUGUUCAAAAGGAUCCCGAAACUAAGGAAAUAAAAAUAAUAUCUACCAUUUUUAAAGUCUGCGCUUAUGAUGCUCAUGGCCUUUGUUACCCUUCAUCCAACAACCAUGAACAGAAUUUUGCCUAUUUGAUUGUGAAUCCUUUGAAACGACACAUCUAUGUUUUGUACCACUCUUUUGGUGAAGCUUGUUUUUAUCAUUGACUCUCUUCUCAGAUAUAUUUGAUUAUUAGAGGGGUGUUUUGUUU